Molecule: messenger RNA, 1544 nt
Organism: Mastomys coucha (southern multimammate mouse)
Lineage: Eukaryota; Metazoa; Chordata; Mammalia; Rodentia; Muridae
Gene: Tatdn1
Product: TatD DNase domain containing 1
Exons: 12
Coding region: 430-1269 (279 amino acids)
Cellular component (GO): cytosol
Molecular function (GO): 3'-5'-DNA exonuclease activity
Source: RefSeq, a predicted model, not a curated record
GCAGGUUUUCCUUGGCCGUGGGCCUUGCUGGUUGUCCGGCGCCCCCUCAUCGCGGCUUGGCCUUUCCAGGGUACGGAGGAUGCCCGGAGGCCUCGAAUGCUGGCGAUGAUUGAUCUGGUUCUUGCUCCAGAAUGGCUUCCCUAGUGCAUACUCAUUUAUGAGAAUUCACGAGCUAUGAAUAAUUGUGACUUGUGCUUUUUUUGUGUGUGUAUUUAAUUCAACUGAAAAUAGAGGAAUAGGUGUGGAGUGUGCGUCAGCGGUAGAGUGAUUGUCUAGCGUGGGCUAGUCCCCGAGUCCUCCCACCACUCAAAAAAGAAAAAGCAGAGCCCCCAAGCUAAUCACUUUUCUUCUGUCUUUCGGAACCCUCGCUCCUCUUCAUGGCCGGCUGGACAAUACCUCUAAGAUAUUGGUAUCAACCUGACAGAUCCUAUGUUCAGAGGAAUUUACAGGGGGGUGCAGAAGCAUCAAGAUGAUUUACAAGAUGUAAUAGAGAGAGCUAUCCAGAUUGGUGUUAAAAAGUUUAUGAUCACAGGUGGAAGUCUACAAGACAGUAAAGAUGCACUGCAGUUGGCACAAACAAAUGACAUGUUUUUCAGUACAGUGGGGUGCCAUCCCACGAGAUGUGAUGAAUUUGAAAAGGAUAGCCCUGAUCAGUACUUAGCAGGAAUGCUGAGCCUUGCUGAGAGCAACAAAGGAAAAGUUGUAGCAAUAGGCGAAUGUGGACUUGAUUUUGACCGACUUCAGUUUUGUCCCAAAGAUACUCAACUCAAGUAUUUUGAAAAACAAUUUGAACUGUCAGAGCAAACACAAUUACCAAUGUUUCUUCAUUGUCGAAAUUCACAUACUGAGUUUUUGGAUAUUAUGAGAAGAAAUAGAGAUCGGUGUGUGGGCGGAGUGGUGCACUCAUUUGAUGGUACGAAGGAAGCAGCGGCUGCUUUGAUUGACUUGGACCUUUAUAUAGGAUUUAAUGGUUGCUCUCUGAAAACUGAAGCUAACUUGGAAGUUCUGAAGUCAAUACCUAGUGAAAAACUCAUGAUUGAGACAGAUGCACCUUGGUGUGGAGUUAAAAGUACACAUGCUGGAUCAAAAUACAUAAAAACUUCAUUUCCUACCAAAAAGAAAUGGGAAAAUGGGUACUGUUUAAAGGAUAGAAACGAGCCCUGCCAUAUAAUUCAAAUAUUGGAGAUAAUGUCAGCAGUAAGAGAAGAAGAUCCACUGGAAUUAGCCAACACACUAUAUAACAACACCAUUAAAAUAUUUUUUUCCUGAUUUGUGUUUUCUUUUUAUGAUGUGGAAUUUCAUAGUAAGCCUGUGAGCUUUAUUAAGGAAAUCUUUCCAGUAGUUCGUUAAAGAGGUAGCAGUAUACAUUGCACCUUGCUUUUACCCAUAAAGUCAGAUUAGCAUUGUUUAGGCUGCUAAACGCUUUAGUUAACAAUGACAACCUUUUUAUUGUGUAAUAUCAGAAGUCUGAAAGGACAGUUUUAUGCUCUCACUGCAAACACAGUGAUGCUUCUACCGAAGACUUAGCACGUCCUGGUUUAUAU